Molecule: messenger RNA, 3830 nt
Organism: Meira miltonrushii
Lineage: Eukaryota; Fungi; Basidiomycota; Exobasidiomycetes; Exobasidiales; Brachybasidiaceae
Exons: 1
Coding region: 259-3612 (1117 amino acids)
Source: RefSeq, a predicted model, not a curated record
GUUUUCCUUUAUUUUCCCCUUAUUCACCUUGCUCCGUUCUUUCUGCCGCUUCUGAAAAGAAUAUUGACUCUAUACCAUAAAACGCGAAUGGCUUUCCCCUAUUUGCCUUUACCAUACCUCGGUCUCUAAUUUGCUUUUGGUUCGAUAGAAAUUUCCGACGACGUUCAACGUUCUACAAGGAUUGCCUGCUCGUAAGCCUGACAUGGCUUCUUAAGUGCCUUUUUUCACAAUCAAUCAUUUUGACGCCCAACGUUGAAAAUGAAUCCAAACAGCUCUCCCUCCACUCCAGGCGGAGCAAAGAGCAUUUUCGAUCAAUAUGCAUUCGACACUCGUUCUCAGCAUUCCGAUCACAGUGCACCAUUUGAAUCCGUUUCGAAUUCUCGCAGACCUAGUGCUCAACCAAAUACCGUAGGAGAAAGUCCAAGUAUACCUUUUGAUCAUAUGAUGACAAACGUUCAUCAAGACAAUAACGGAUCUCCGUCAAAUGAAAAUAAUGGUGAAUCAAGUUAUGCCGCGGAAACGCAAAGUAUUCGAAGUACUUCAAGUAGUUUACGUGACGCAUAUGCUGCCUUGAAAGGUGGUAUCUUUCCUCCUGGCGUACGUUCAAAACGUCAAAUUGGCGAAGACGAUGAUGAAAGUGAUGCAAGUCAAUACGACGAAGACGGUUACAGUUUUGAAGGAGAAGGUCCAUUUCAAAAACCCGAUUCACCAAUCAAACCAACGAUGGAUGCCAAUGCAGAUCCAUCGCAUGAUGUGUAUACCAACGCUCUCGAUUCACCAGACGUUCCUUUACGCAGAAGUAGCGUUUUGGAUUCCCCAGUCGUCGCUACUUCAUCUUUACGCCAUAGUGUGGAUCAAUCGAGCGCAAGCACCUCCAAUUCCGGUGUAUCUAAAAGCAAAGGAUCACUCAAUAAGGAAACGACAGCGCACGAUUCUGUAACUUCGCCAAACGAUCAUUCUCGAACUGGUUCAAUAGCUAGCAAAACAUCGAAUAAAAAGAGUAUGCAUACACGUCAUCAGCCUUCUAUCGGAGAAAGUCCUGAUGAAAAUAGCGCAUCUAUCAAAGGUUCACCAAGCCUGGAACAAGAAUCUGAAAAUGUCAAACAUCAUGAAGCACCAGCAGGAAUGAGUGAAGAGGAAUGGCAAAGGCAGCAUGAAGCUUCAGCGGCUGCAGAUCCCAAUCGACCCAGAACUCUAAAAGAAGCGAGAGCUUUGGCCAAAGAGCGUGCUAGAAUGCGCUUGAUGCAAACAAAAGGACCGGGCGAGACAGCUUCUCCUCCUGCUACACUUGGAUCUACGACAAUCUCUCCGCCUUCAACAAAUGAUGAGGUGGAGGAUCGUUCUCCUAGCUUGGAUUCGAAACAUAGACAAGAGCAUAGACAUGCACAGGUUAUUCCUCUACCAGCAGAAGCAAAACAUGAUGCUGCCGUCGUCAAACCUACUUUGGACGAUUCAGAUUCGCUGACCGGUACAAAGAGCGCAUUGGUGGAUAUGACAGAUCUACAAGCAGCAGUAGGAGAAGCUUUGGAAGAUGUCAGCUUCACCUCUAGUGCAACAUCGGCAACAGCUACAGGAAAAUUUGGCGAUUUGGAGAGGACACCGAUCAUUGGCUCUGUUGAAGCUUCAAGGGAUACAGCAUCAGCACGAUUAGACGGCAGUGCAACUCAUUCGCAAAGGCAAGGUAUCCCUCUUUCCGUUCCUUCUGAUGUGGAUAUGGAAUCGGUGACGCACUCAGUCACUUCAUUUGACUCUGCGCCUGAAUCACCAUCCAGUCGAGCUUCUCCUUACGUUUCAGCAGCCAAUCUUCCUGGAUCGCCGGCUCCCGUUCAUUAUUCAGAUGCAACAGAAGUUCAACCACCCGUCAUUCCAGUGAUCCAAGCUGCCGAUCACUUUAAACAACCUUCAGCAUUUGCCACUGCAGCCUCGUCACCACGACAACAACAACAAGCUUCGUUUAUACCUCAUGCAAUGCGAUCUCAACAAAGAAGCACUGCUCCCAACAAAAUUGCACGAUUGGAUGUUUAUGGUAAAACUGUUCCUUGGCCAGCCGCUUUUGAGCCCGCUGCAAUUAUUGAGCAAAAACGAUUGGCGCCUUGGGAGAGAGCGAGAAGUUAUGCUUAUUAUUGCAAUGAUUUGAUGAAUACGCCUACAGGUGUGAUGAUCUGGUUGGAGAUGGUACAAAGACCUGCACAACGAGCUGCGGCAGCUGCUGCCAAUUCAACGAUCAAACAAAUACAUGGAACGCCGAACAAGCGUCACCUGCGAGCAGAAGGAACAGAUGGUUCUGGCUAUGCUGCAAGCGUACGAUCGGAUGCCACUUUCCCUAUGCGUGGAGAUGGUGGCAAGGCAAAAGAGAUUGUAUCCCAUCAUCCUUCCGAAGCUGCCAUUCCUGAAUCGCCCACUGCUUUACCACAAUCGCUGCCAUAUCCGAUGCUCGCUGGUGCAAAUUCUACUUCAUCGCCAUCCAUUCGACAUCAAACUAGACCAUCACAAGAAGGCUUUUACAAUUCCAAUUUCCCGAGCAGUACAAGCUUUGGCGAUAAGCGUGAACCUCGGAAUUUCUUUUCAAAUUUAGGACGCAAGUCGAGCAUGCGUAAGACGCAAGGGACAGGAAUUGGACUUUCAUCUCUUAACAGCAAUAGUCCAUCAAAGAAUGUGAUGAGUAGUAUUCGAUCACGCGGAAUAUCCAAUCCUGCUCCAACAACGGGAUCGAGUCCAAAGAUUAAAACGAUACCGAUCGCGGGUAGUCAAUCGGUUGAUCAAUCGGUCAUUAGCCCUUCAAGUGCUGCAUAUAGUCCUACAUUGGUAUCUUCACCUGAUAUGUCAUCACAACAUAGCGUUGGAACACCGUUAACGUCCAAAGGAAGUGAUUUGCAUUCUCAAUCAGAAUCCAGUCACUCCCGUGGUCCUCAAGGCCCACGUGCCUUGGGUAAUGCUCCUUCUUACUUUGGUUCGUUGGGAAGUGGAAUGGGCCACAGAUCUGAUUCUGUACCAUCAAUUCGAACCAUUAAUCAUGAAGAAGGAAAGACUGGAUUGCAUGGGUUGUCGACGACGGGUGGAAUUUAUAGCAUCCCGGGAAAUGGAGGUAGCAGCUCGCAUUUGAAUGCACCGACGGACUAUUCUGCCAAUUCAUCUCCAACGAUGGCAGGCGGUAAUGGCCAAAGUGAUCGAAGAAGUCCACGUUCCAAUCAACAAUCAUUGCCAGCACUUACCAAUGUGAAGAAUUCACUUUCUUAUCAAAGUGUACGAGAUCCAAACAGGCGUCCAACACAACCUUCUUUACAACCACCUUUACGAAGUACAUCUGCACAUUCUUCCGAUUCGCAUUCAUCUUCCAUUUCGCACAACAAUAGUAAUAACAAUUUGACAGCUGGUGGGAACGGUACAGUGGCAGGAGGAUUUUCGCUUGGUAGAAGAAGAAGUUCAAAUCUUGCACCUUCAAUGACGCCCGGAGAAAGUGAAGCAUUGGAUAAACUUUGUGAUGUUUUGCCUGAUGCAGAUCGAACGACCUUAUUGGAUUAUUUAAGACGUGCAAACGGAAACGAUUUAGUGGCCAUUGGUGAUUAUUUACAAGAUCAAUCCAAAGUUGAACAAAGUCGUAGAAUGCGGUAAUUGGAAAGGUUCAGUGUAUGCCACUCAAAUCAAUGUAUUCAAUAGUACUCUGUCUUUUAUUUAAUUUGAUUCAUGUGCAAUAUCAUCAUCGCCUACCCACAGCCAACAAUGCCGAUUUGAACAGGUCUAGAGGAUGUAUUCCAAUGUGAAUGUGGAAAGCAAGCUGGAAUUGGCUAUCGACAUCAUGAGCAUCGCGCUUUCGAGCGACAGAGACGUGC